AUGGAUAUUGUUAAUGAGAUAUUAGAAAAAGAACAGAAGAAAUCUGAGAAGUACAAACCUAUUACUGUAGAAAAACAUUUGGAAGUAGAACUUGAUAUAGGCACAUUACUAGCUUCGGACACAAAUGAUUUGGAUACAAAAUUAUUACAGUCAAAUAAAGAUGAUUACUUGCAAUCAUUGACGCGUGACAACACACAGUUACUACUAAACAAAAUAUGGGACCUUCCUACAGAGCGGGUGGAUGAGGCAAUAGUGGUUAAGUUACCUGAACCUAAGACAGUGCUGCCUAGGGCUAAACCCUGUCCUAAACCGAAGCCCCUCACGAAAUGGCAAGAGUUUGCCAAGUCUAAAGGUAUCACAAAGAAGAAGAAGGAUAAACUACAAUGGGAUGAACAACUGCAGAAAUGGGUACCUUUGUAUGGUUUCAAGAAAGCUGCUGCAGAGAAGGAGAAGAAUUGGUUAAUAGAGGUGCCACAGAAUUUGGAUCCCAUGACAGACAUGUUUGAGAAGAAAGCUUCGGAGAAAUCAGAGAAAGUUGCCAAGAAUGAGUUGCAGAGGCUGAAGAACAUUGCCCGGGCUAGGAAAGUCAAGAUACCUAGAGUCGGUCUACCUGUUACUUCUGACAAAGCUUCUGCAUUACAGUUGGACACGGCAGCAACAAUAGCAAAGGCCUCCACAGCAUCACUUGGCAAGUUCCAAGAUAAGUUGCCUAAAGAAAAAGAACCUAGAGGCAAAGGUAUUCAUGAGCUCAUCCCAGGCAAGGAGAGGAAACGCAAACUGCCCAUACCCACACCCGCACAAGAGAGGGAGAAUAAUUUGAAUAUGCUUGAUAACAUUCUCAAUAAGAGGCCCAAGAUUGACAUGGACAAGGCUGUAGCUAAACACAUCCAUGAUGAACAAGUGAAUCGUUCGGAGGAAAAGAAAAACACGAAACCAGCUAAAGGGAAACGUAACUUCAAAGCAAAGACCAAGGGUGGUAAUCCUACAAACUUUACAGCAAAGAAACCUAAGGCCGGUAAAGGACAGAGGAAUCCAGCUAAAAAGGCAGGAGGCCGGAAGAGAAGAUAA
This is a messenger RNA of Spodoptera littoralis (African cotton leafworm), 1068 nucleotides long. NCBI's taxonomy places the organism in Eukaryota, Metazoa, Arthropoda, Insecta, Lepidoptera, Noctuidae. The record is from the annotation of a GenBank genome assembly.